Botrytis fragariae is the source of this 351-nucleotide messenger RNA. RefSeq lists its product as uncharacterized. The record is from RefSeq and is a predicted model, not a curated record. The transcript has 2 exons. The coding region runs from base 1 to 351 and encodes 116 amino acids. Lineage: Eukaryota; Fungi; Ascomycota; Leotiomycetes; Helotiales; Sclerotiniaceae.
AUGCUUUUGCUGUUGCUGAAGUUUUUAUUCAGCGUGUUAAUAGAAGUGGAAGAUUUGAGGGAUACUUUGGGAUUUGUUGCUUCUGAGCGACCUACUUUCAAACCUACCUCUACAAAUUAUGAAAAUACUUGUACAACAACUUGCUUCGACUCUGUAGAUACAUAUCUCAAGGGUAUUCAAGAGUCAUGCACUGCAGAUGGUGAUGCUGCACAAGAGUAUGUAGGAGGGACUUCUCCUGAAGCUCUCGUACCGGUAGAGAUUGUUGCCCAAGUAUUUCAACAUACACUUGCGAGAUAUUGUACUACGAGGGCGCAAGUACAAUUUUCAUCCCGAAUCGACUUCGCUAGCUGA